UACAUAUGGAAGCACCGUAUUAUGGAUAUGGCUUCUGUGACAACCAUGGCGUUCAUGAUCAAAAUAUUGAAGGUUUCACUUAUCAAUAUGGUGUCUUGAAUGGUGUAGGUCAUUCUCAACCAGUUCAAUGGCCAAUGCAUUGUCAAGGACCAAACGGUCUAAUACAUAGCCAUAGUUCAAGUACAUCAGUCCAUGUGGGUUCAAACCCAUAUUACAUCAAUAGAGGCAUCCAAACCAUUCAAGGUGAUGUGGUUCAGCAUGGUACCUUCAAUGGACGUGGCAUGGGAGCGAGGGUUCGUGGACACUUCUCUGUAUCUGGUGAUAUUAAUUAAUUAACUUAAACCAAUUUAAUACCUACUUAAAUUGAUUGAAAGUCAUACGAGAUGAAGACAUAAAAUAACAUAAAAUGAAUUUAAAAAAAAAAAACAGCUAUGCAAACAUUAAUGUAUUAGUGGAUUGGAUUCUAUAGAGUUGUUAUCGUGAUUGUGAUUUUUUUUUUUGUUUAAUGAAAUAUUCCUUUGACAUACAAGUCUGAAAGCAUUUGGGGAGACUAUUCAUGUUUAGCUUUUGCUUUUGUUUUAUUUUAAUUUUCUUUUUACCAAAGUGAU
Messenger RNA from Prosopis cineraria, 608 nucleotides. RefSeq lists its product as uncharacterized. The transcript is spliced from 2 exons. Bases 6 to 332 code for a protein of 108 amino acids. The record is from RefSeq and is a predicted model, not a curated record. NCBI's taxonomy places the organism in Eukaryota, Viridiplantae, Streptophyta, Magnoliopsida, Fabales, Fabaceae.